Molecule: messenger RNA, 2905 nt
Organism: Corticium candelabrum
Lineage: Eukaryota; Metazoa; Porifera; Homoscleromorpha; Homosclerophorida; Plakinidae
Exons: 11
Coding region: 153-2654 (833 amino acids)
Source: RefSeq, a predicted model, not a curated record
GGGACUCCCUAAAGUAUAUGAUUUGGGCAGGAAGAGGAUUGUGAUAUGCUGGACUGCAGUCCCUUGUCACGGUACAAUGCUUUGCCUUUAAUUAAUUAAAAUUAAAUAAUGUGUUUUUAAUACGGGACAAUUUUGGUAUCACGUGAUGCGAAAUGCGUCUCUUUCCUGGAUUCGGUGCAGUCACACUGCUGUUUUCCUUCACUUUACUUGCAACUGAUUCUUUGAAUUUUGAAGACCCGUAUGUGGAGGUCGUUCCAGAACGUUGGAAUUUCGCCGGCAUUUCCUUCGGCGGGUGGCCGCCACUUCCAGAAGCAGUUCAGCAAAAUAUCACUCAAGUGAUUCGAGGCUAUUUCAAUAGUGUGUCUGGUGUGUGGCUGUAUUGCAAUCGUCACAUCUAUUUUGUAUGGCAGAAAUUGCCUACUGGAAGUUCAUCAUUUGGUCAGAAUCUCUUGCAGUUUCUCGACUUAAAUGAGAUACUGCCAUUUGAUGUGGUCAACUCUUUGACCGUUGAAGGAACUCGAAUAGUCUCUGAUACGGAUGGCUCUCUUGCUUGUGUGGCAACUCCUGGUCACGUGUACGUCAUCGAUUGUCGAGAUGCAGCAUCUUGUCGUGUCAAGAAUGCGUUUGAGCCACCGUCGGAGACGUUUGGAAACAUAAAGGCAGUUGUUAUUUCUUAUUCUGAUAAACGUUUAUGGGUGGGGUCGUCACAUGGAUUGUGGACGAUUAAUGUGAUGCUAGAGUCAGUUGAAUAUGUCAGAUCACAACUUGUCACUUCACUAACUUGGAGGUCGGCCUCAUUACAACAUGAGCAAUUUUUUAGUUGUAAUAAUGGGGCGCCGCUGGUACCUGUAGGACAAGACGGAAACGGUAGAAAUGAGAUGGAAUUUGGAGUACUUGCUGUUGGAGGUGGUGACCAUCUAGCUUUCUACGAUGGCCACAAGUGGUGGCAAGAGUGGGUAUCAAGAUGGGGAGCAGGCGUUGGAGGUGUAGUUGAUGGUCCCGUCUCAGCAAUGACAUUCGAUCUAUACGGACGACUCUGGAUAGGCAACAAUAUCUCAUUAAGUCUUUUGAAUCUUGACUACACGUUUGAUCGUAUUGGCCCUCGCCAGGGACUCCCAUAUGGAAACAUUACAUCCAUCCUGUUUGUUCCUGGUGAUGAAACUGAUGGUGGGAUUCUUACUGAUCGUUUAUGGUUAGGUACGACGAAGGGGGCAGCAGUGAUGGACAUCGUUUCAUGGACAUUUUCUUACUAUUAUGGGCCUCGUUGGCAUUCAGGAGAUUCUGUAACUGCUAUGGGCUGGUUGGGAGAGAAUGUUACUGUUAUGGCAGUGAGUGGGGGGCUGACAGCAUUCAGGCCCGAGGUCUGGACUUUGAGUGAAAAGGCAGAGCACUACGAGGCAAUGAUUGACAGACACACUCGUGAGCCUGGAUUGGUGGCUGACUGCAGUGUGACGAAUUUCGUGUCUAAUUCAUGCGUUCCUCACACGACUGACAAUGAUGGCCUGUGGACAUCCAUAGUGCUUGCAUCUGAGCUGUUCCGAUAUCACAUAACUCGUUCUCUAGAUGCUCACAAAAAGAUUAUCAGACAAUUUGCUGGCAUGCGGUUUCUUAAUGAAGUGACGGGCAUUUGUGGACUGAUGGCACGGUCGGUAGUGAGAGACAAUGUUGUGGUAUCGGGUGGCAUUUGGUACAACUCGACGACCAAACGUGGAUGGAAAUGGAAAGCAGACACGAGCUCCGAUGAGGUUGUCGGUCACAUGUUUGUCUUACCACUCGUUUACGAUCUUCUUCAAAACGAUUCUAACACUGAAAGUCGUGAUGCUCAGUCUCUCGUCAAUGCAAUUGUCGGCUACAUUGUAACGAAUGGAUUUCAAUUGAUCGACAAGUCCGGGAAGCACACACACUGGGGUGUCUGGUCGCCCAUUGAGCUGAAUACCGAGUCUCAUUGGGCUGACGAACGUGGUCUCAAUUCGCUACAGAUAUUGUCGUAUCUUCUGUCGGCAUACCGAAUGACCGGCAAUGUGACUUUUGUGAAUGCGUGGCAAAUGUUGUAUAACGGAAUGUAUCGUGGAGUACCGACAGAAUACGGUCGAAAUAUGAUAAAUCAGAAAGUAACAUUUCCUCUUGAUGACAACUACAGCGAUGACGAGCUUGCAUUCCUGCCGUAUUUUACAUAUUUUUACAGUCUGAAGCAUCUAGAAAUGGAAGACAUUUUGUCUAACUGGCGUGUAUUGGAAAUUUCUCGGGAUGCAAAAAUUAGCUUGGAGAGAGCAUGGAAGGUGGUGGUCAAUGAAGGCAGUAGUCUGUGGACAGCCAUAUACUUGUAUUCAACAGGGUUGAGUGAUCGGCAAAGUAUGGAACGAAUUGUUAGGAAUCUUAGAGACUGGCCUCUUGAGCUGAUCCAGUGGCGAGUCGAGAAUUCUCAUCGAUUGGAUAUCUCGUUUAAUCGUGAACCAGACAGAAACAGAAAUUACAACACACAGUCGGACAAAAUCCUUCCAGCCAAUGAGCGUUGUCAGUAUCGCUGGAAUGCCAAUCCAUUUCAAUUAGACGAUGGCGGAUCUAGCAUAGAAUACGAUCCAGGUGCAUGGCUCUUACCAUACUGGAUGACCAGGUGGCUUAGUGACAUACAACAACAUCAGCGAUCAGGCUAAUGGGUACUACUGUACAUGACAUUGUAUACUCACAUAUCACGUUUGUUGCAAGUGCAUCCUUCCUUGUAGUGAGGAGAUCACAGACAAUUGCCCAAUAAAUGCGAAGACGACACACAAAGUGAAUAAACACAACUCCCUAAUUCUUGUCUAGAAUGACUGCUAACUGCCGGUAAUUAAUAUCUAUAGUUAUUAAGAUACCACAAUAUACUAAAAUAGGAUCCUCUCUUCCUAAAAAAUAACGUAGUAAUAAA